Molecule: messenger RNA, 556 nt
Organism: Cucurbita pepo subsp. pepo (vegetable marrow)
Lineage: Eukaryota; Viridiplantae; Streptophyta; Magnoliopsida; Cucurbitales; Cucurbitaceae
Source: RefSeq, a predicted model, not a curated record
CUCCAAAUAAUGGAUCUUUUCAAGCUCUCCCUCCUCCUCUUCUAUGUCUUGAGCUUUGUCAUGCUUCCCUCGUCUCUCGCUCAAGACUCGCCUCAAGACUUUGUCAAUGCCCACAAUGCAGCUCGUGCCCAAGUUGGUGUCGGGCCAGUUCGAUGGGACGAAAGUGUAGCUAAUUUUGCUCGACAAUUUGCCAACCAACGCAUCAAUGAUUGUCAACUAGUGCACUCAGGCGGACCAUUUGGAGAGAAUAUUGCAAAGCAUAGCUCUGACAUGUCAGGCACUGAUGCAGUUCAGAUAUGGGUCGAUGAGAAGCCAUUCUACAAUCCUCGCACCAAUGCUUGUGCAGCUGGCAAGGUGUGUGGCCAUUACACUCAAGUGGUUUGGAGAAACUCAGUGAGAAUUGGAUGUGCUAAAGUUAGAUGCACAAACAAUCGUGGUACAUUCAUCACUUGCAACUAUGAUCCACCAGGCAAUAUCCUAGGUGAAAGGCCAUUCAGUACUGAUCCGUUAAUUAGAAUUGCUAAAUAAAAACAACUUUAGAUAUGAUCUAUGGCUG